AUGAGCUCUAUCACCUCCCCGGAGAACGAGCAUGACUGGAUUAAUGCUCAACGCGGCCACAUCGCACCACCUGAGAACGGUGGGAUAAUUUACUCUCGGGACAAGAGUAACCCUAAUCCUAUCUGGAAUCACAGUGCCUAUGAAUUUCUGUAUGAAGAGCAGCCGCCGGAGGGCGUUGUCCAUCAAUCUUUGUGGAGACAGUCAAGGCUCUGCUAUAUUGGUGGCAUUUUCCAGGUAAUCGGUGGUCGCGGAGGCGUCAUCUAUCAAGUUCGCGCGCUGGACCUCUCGAACAUGACGAUCGUUGAGAUAGGAGGCACGAAUGAGGUGAUUGUCAUUGAUCCCUUGACCUCAGUGGAAACUGCACAGGCAGCUUUCCAACUUUACCUCGAAAAUGUCAAGGAUGGCGUACCAGUGAAAGUACGUGCCAUGAUCUACACCCAUUCGCACGCGGAUCAUUUUGGCGGAGCGGAGGCUAUCCUGCCGUACAAGGUCGACACUGACUUCCGUAUCUACGCCCCCAGCGGCUUUCUUGAGCACGCCGUGAGCGAGAAUGUCUAUGCGGGUAACGCAAUGGCUCGCCGGUCCGUAUAUAUGUACGGCGAAUCGCUGCCAAUUUCACCCACAGGUCAAAUUGGGGCCGGGCUUGGAUUGGCCUUGUCGCAGGGAACCAGCUCUUUAGUAGCGCCGACCCACUAUGUCUCCCAGAAUGGCCUACUAAAUCCGCCCAUCGCCGGCAUGGACAUUACCUGUCAAUUGACUCCCGGCACGGAAGCACCUUCAGAGAUGAACUUCUUUUUUCCAACCCUCAACGCCAUGUGCAUGGCGGAGAAUGCGACGCACACCUUACACAAUCUGCAAACCCUGCGCGGUGCUCCAGUCCGUGAUGCUCGUCUCUGGUCACGAUAUCUGGAUGAGUCGAUCGCUCUGUUUGGUACCUUGGCCGAUGUCGUAUUCUCCAGCCAUCAUUGGCCCACAUGGGAAACCGUGGACGAGGAGGGAAAUCGGAAGAAGACUAUCAUCGAGUACUUAAGCAGACAACGUGAUUGCUACGCAUACCUUCACAACGAGACGCUGCGGCACCUGAACAAUGGCUUGACCCCCGUCGAGAUCGCUGAGGUGGUGAAGUUACCUCCCUCUCUGCGGGAUGUAUGGGACCUAAAGGGCUACUACGGGUCUGUCAGCCACAACGUCAAAGCCAUCUAUGACAAGUACAUGGGUUGGUUUGACGGCAACCCGGCUAAUCUGUGGAAACACCCGCCCAAGGAGGAAGCAGCUCGGUAUGUCGAAUGCAUCGGAAGCACUGAAAAAGUCAUCGAGAAGGCUCUAGAGUACGUGGCAAAACACGAUCUGCGGUUUGCGGCCACCCUUCUCAACCACGCGGUCUUUAAUGACCCGAAAAAUUCAAAUGCGAAACAGGCAUUGGCCGAGGUUUAUCAAUCUCUAGGUCAAGGAGCAGAAAAUGGAACCUGGCGCAAUAUCUAUCUGACCGGCGCCAAGGAGCUUACUGGGGAAGUUCGAGGUGCUGUCAACAACAUGGCGCCCGAGUCGUUGUUCGCCUUCAGCUUGGACCAGCUGGUGGAUCUUAUGGCCAUUCGCUUGGACGGGCCAAAGGCGUGGUCUUCCAUGCCCUUUUCUAUUAACUUGAUGAUCACAUAUCCCGAAGGCGGCAAAGUAAACAAAUCUCCGGAGGGCUGGCAUAUGAGGCUGAGCAAUGCUGUCCUGACCGGCCAUGCCAUCCCAUACUCUGGACCCGGAACUUCCUCGUCUAUCCCGGCUUCUCUCACCAUCUAUGCCACCCAGGCGGAGUUUAUUGAGCUAAUCACUGGCGAGCGCAAGACUCUCGACAAUCUUGAUACAAAAGGCGACACUGCGGUUUGGUCUGUAUUAAGAGAUUUGCUGACCACUCAAGACAAAUCGUUCAAUAUUGUCACGCCUCCUGAGUACAACCAUAAGUAG
Messenger RNA from Aspergillus pseudonomiae, 1956 nucleotides. RefSeq names its product alkyl/aryl-sulfatase. Bases 1 to 1956 code for a protein of 651 amino acids. The record is from RefSeq and is a predicted model, not a curated record. NCBI's taxonomy places the organism in Eukaryota, Fungi, Ascomycota, Eurotiomycetes, Eurotiales, Aspergillaceae. The transcript has a single exon. Gene Ontology annotation, molecular function: linear primary-alkylsulfatase activity; protein dimerization activity. Gene Ontology annotation, biological process: dodecyl sulfate metabolic process.